UAAAUACAUCUUUUCAGUUUACAGAGAUGAAAGUGUACCAUUGUUAUUCAAAGAAGACUUUACUAGCAAGGGGGAUGACAGGUCCUCAAAAGUAGCUAAAGAUAAUUGUAUUUAUAUGGACGCAAUGGGUUUUGGGAUGGGAUGUUGCUGUUUGCAACUUACUUUUCAAGCAUGUAACAUAGAAGAAGCAAGAACAUUAUACGAUCAACUAACACCUUUAUGUCCCAUCAUGUUGGCUUUAACCGCUGCCAGUCCGUUUUAUCGAGGCUACAUAAGUGAUGUUGAUUGUCGAUGGAAUGUCAUAUCUUCGUCAGUAGACUGCAGAACACAAGAAGAACGAGGGUUAAAACCACUUAAAGAAAACCAAUUUAAAAUCAGUAAGUCUAGGUACGAUUCUAUUGAUUCGUACCUUAGCAGACAAGGUGAAAAAUAUAAUGAUGUCUCUUUAACGUAUGACGAUGAGAUAUAUAAACAGCUUUUGGAUAAUGGAAUUGAUCAUUUGCUUGCGCAACAUAUAGCUCAUCUGUUUAUCAGAGAUAGUGUUUCUUUAUUUUCCGAAAAAGUCCAUCAGAACGAUUUAGAAGAUACUGAUCAUUUUGAGAACAUACAAUCUACAAACUGGCAAACCAUGCGUUUUAAACCACCACCGCCAAACUCGUCUAUCGGUUGGCGUGUAGAAUUCCGUCCAUGUGAAGUUCAGAUCACAGAUUUCGAAAAUGCUGCGAUAGUUUGUUUCACAGUACUAUUAACAAGAGUCAUUCUGAGUUACAAGCUAAACCUUUUAAUUCCAAUUAGCAAAGUUGAUCAAAAUAUGAUCAGGGCGCAGAAAAGAAAUGCAGUAAAAAUAGAGAAAUUUUGGUUUCGUCAUGAUAUUACUUCCGAUAUAAAAUCUGAUAAUACUCAAUCCGAGUAUACCGAGUUUACGAUUAAUGAAAUUAUUAAUGGAAAGAAUGGCAUUUUUCCUGGUCUCGUGCCACUUGUAAACUCAUAUUUAGCUAACAUGAAUGUAGAUGCUGAUACACAUUGUACUAUCCAAAGAUAUUUAAAAUUAAUACAGAAACGCGCUUCUGGUGAGCUUUUAACAACUGCUGCUUGGCUGAGAAAAGAGGUCACUUCGCAUCCUGAAUAUAAGCACGAUGCUGUAAUAACGCAGCGCAUCAAUUAUGAUUUAUUAAGAAAAAUCCAUGGCAUUGUUUCCAAUGAUAUAUCGUGUCCAGAAUUACUUGGACAGUGUGUAUCAUCUAAAACUACUGAUACCAUACCUGCUGCUGUUGCUAAAGCAGAAAAGUGUUCAGCAACAAAUUGUUAACGAUGACUAUGUCGAAACAUUUCAGAUUCAUCUAUGUAAGGCGGAGAUGAGACUUCAAGUCUAACCGCUUAAGCCUGGGACAAACGGAUACUUCUCCGUGAUAGGUUUUUAUUGAAUAGGGAAACCGGAGGGUAACCCCGUAAACGUUAGGGGUCGUAACCAGGAAUUCCUGGGGAUGCAAAAAGACAAAAGGAGGGUACGCACACCGGCAGGAAUGGU
Molecule: messenger RNA, 1528 nt
Organism: Trachymyrmex cornetzi
Lineage: Eukaryota; Metazoa; Arthropoda; Insecta; Hymenoptera; Formicidae
Gene: Gclc
Product: glutamate--cysteine ligase
Exons: 6
Coding region: 116-1309 (397 amino acids)
Biological process (GO): glutathione biosynthetic process
Cellular component (GO): glutamate-cysteine ligase complex
Molecular function (GO): glutamate-cysteine ligase activity
Source: RefSeq, a predicted model, not a curated record